AUGCAUUGGAUAGAUAAUUUUGGCGACCUGCAAUUGGAUAUCGUCGGAAUCAUCGCCGUUCUCGGAGAAGGAUCUGUCACCAGAAACGCUCAAGUUACCAGCCUGUCCUGGUGGUCCACUAUUCCUCGACUCCUGCCGGCUCCUCAAGCCUUGCUCGAGCAUGAGAGAAAAUAUCGACUGCCCACCGCUCCAGGCAUCGUUGCCGGAGCAUACAGCGGUCUGGUCAAAAGGGAAAUUAACUUCUUUGCUCAAUUAUUACAUGAUCAGCCUCUGGACGAUUAUCAAGUCGAGCUCGUUCAGGUUACUCGCAAAUGUGUGAAAGAGGGCGAAAGAUCCUUCGGUCCACGAAAGUAUGGUCCUCUAUUUUGGGUUUCUAUUCUGGGCAGCUUGAUGGCGUUGACUCUCAUCGGUCUCUCGGCACAUUAUCAUGAUGGAUUCUCCCUCCUCGCCACCAUUAUGCUGUCCAUGGUGAGCUCGUUUGUGGGCUUCGGAACGCACUGGACCUUGGUUUUCAAGGAACCUACCAUUUCCCGGGAGCGAAAGGCCGCUAUCCCACGAUCAGACGUGAUCAUAUAUUAUCCCAAUGGCUCGAUUCGAAUUAUCAGACCAGAGUCUGAACAAAUUGCCCGUCUAUAUUUCCAGACAGAACAUGCCCAGUACAUCAUUGAUGGUGCGGCUACAUGCGGCGAAGAAACCGACGAGAUGAGACUGAUGGGCUUUACAGAUACACCCUAUCGCACGUUAGCGUUGCUAUCGACGGUCAUGUUGAUGACCGGAGUAGUUUCCCUGGCCAAUUCCUCGAACAUUCUACAAGUCGCCUUCGCCGCAUCAUAUCUCCUGCUGAAUGGUAUAUAUUGGGCUGUAUCUGCACUCAACCCGUGUAAGUAUCACUGGCAACAUGCGUAUAAGGUCGAGAUCCUUCCAAUAGAGCCUCUCCCGUCGCAUAAAACAGACCCACCUGCGCCAACUGGGAAGAUUGAAGAGUUCAAAGGCAUUGUGAAGCGUGAGUGGCAACGAUUCGAGAGCGCCUGGAUAUUAUCAAAGAGGCGAGACAGGGCGGAGAAGAGGGCUAAAACGAUGGUCGCUGCCGAAGCAAGAAACUUCACCGGCGCCUUAUGGACUGCGAUCGUGUUCACCGGUACAUCUCAAUGGCUGAACGAAGCCACCACAAUAGCGCCAAUGAACGAUGCUUGGAGAGAAUGGCUGCGAGAAGCCGAGAAACAGGUGCGGCCGAAGCUUGAGGAAGGAGAAAUACAAGGGGGUCAUAAUGAUAAUUGGACCGGCCGACAUAAUCUUCACCGACGCCCACGCAUCAACACCGGAACCGACUGGAAUUUUACGCCUGCCACGAUGGAAAAUGCGGAUCUCGCUUCUGAGAAGCGACGGAUCAGGAUUCAUGCGUGGCCCUACCAAGAAGAACUCACCAGAAUAUUGCAGAGACAUGCCGCAAAGACACGGGUGCCAAUUGGAGAUGAGGUUGUGGGAGGCGACGAAAGAAGGCUGGGAUCUGAAAAAGAUCCCUCCACACCGGGCACUGCUCUCGAGGUUUGA
Molecule: messenger RNA, 1551 nt
Organism: Rhinocladiella mackenziei CBS 650.93
Lineage: Eukaryota; Fungi; Ascomycota; Eurotiomycetes; Chaetothyriales; Herpotrichiellaceae
Exons: 2
Coding region: 1-1551 (516 amino acids)
Source: RefSeq, a predicted model, not a curated record